Molecule: messenger RNA, 4934 nt
Organism: Mobula hypostoma (lesser devil ray)
Lineage: Eukaryota; Metazoa; Chordata; Chondrichthyes; Myliobatiformes; Myliobatidae
Gene: lig3
Product: ligase III, DNA, ATP-dependent
Exons: 21
Coding region: 410-3436 (1008 amino acids)
Biological process (GO): double-strand break repair; lagging strand elongation; DNA biosynthetic process
Cellular component (GO): nucleus; DNA ligase III-XRCC1 complex
Molecular function (GO): zinc ion binding; ATP binding; DNA binding
Source: RefSeq, a predicted model, not a curated record
GCGGGAGGCUCCAUCGGGCCGGGGAGGGUCGCGGUCUGUCCCCGAGUUGAGAACGGGCUGCAGGCUGCCCUGGACCUGCUUCCUGUGGCCCGUGGCUGUUUAUGCGAGAGGGGAUUAACUGUGAACGGCUCAAUGUGUCUGGGCCUGGAGGCCUCGGCCUCGAUUUGUGGCGUGGCCGCUUCCAAGAUGGGGAUGAGGGGAAAACAAGAGUCAGGCAAGAUGCUACUUAGAUAGGAAGAGCACACUGGUUUAGCAGCGUUGUUGAUGGUGGUUAAAAAAUUUAACCACACACAGCUUCAGCCCUGAUGCUGUGAAUAAGAUGUCAGGGGACUCUCCUUAUCUCCUGAUAACCGUCUUGAAUCGUGUUGCCUAGUGUUGCAGAUGAUCAGAUAACUGGCAUGAAACCUCCAUGUAUAGGCUGCUUUCAUAUUUUACACAAGUUUUGCGUCAACUAGGGAAGACUCUUCCUGUACAAAGUCAGCUAGAAAGUUUGGUAGCUGAAAGCCAAAGCAUUUCCUCCUCGUUUUCUAUUACAUAUUUUCAACUUGUUCAUCCCUCCUCGGCACGUUUGGCUGUGAACAGCUACUGGCUGCCAACAGAGCAAGGUGUGAGGCGCUGUGCGUUCAGCCCAGUCUUGGUGACAUUCUCUUGGGCUCCAAGUUGCACGUUUUUAAUACCAAAGGCCAAAAUGCCAGAGCAGCGAUAUUGUGUGGACUAUGCGAAGCGUGGCACAGCUGGCUGCAGAAAGUGCAGGGAGAAACUCCCAAAGGGAUCAGUGCGGAUCGGAAGGAUUGUGCCAAACCCCUUUUCUGAGGGAGCCGAGAUGAAGGAGUGGUAUCACAUUAAAUGCAUGUUCGAGAAGCUGGAAAGAGCCCGACUAAGUACCAAGAAAAUUGACGACUUAACUGAUCUGGAAGGUUAUGAAGAACUUCAGGAUCCUGAGAGAGAUUUGAUCAACCAACAUAUCAAAGAGCUUGCGGUCAAGAAUGGCUUGUUAUCUUCCAAAGUCAAGCCCUCCCAAAGUAACCCGACCGCAGCCACUCCAUCGCCUCGUAAAUUCUCUGGCUUCUCUGCUAAAGCAGGAUCCCUUGGAGAAGAACCCUCUACCUCCAAAAGUGCACUGUCAUUUGGAGCAUGUGACCCCAACCAUAAGGAUUGUUCCUUGCGCGAAUUCCGUAAACUGUGUGCCAAUAUUGCAGAUAAACCAAGCUAUAAUAUUAAAACGCAGAUCAUACAAGACUUUCUGAAGAAGGGCACUGGUGGAGAUGGUAAAUUCCAUGGAGAUGUAUAUCUGACUGUAAAGCUACUUUUGCCAGGUGUGGUGAAAACAGUUUAUAACCUGAAUGACAAACAGAUAGUCAAACUGUUCAGCAGAAUAUUUAACUGCAACCUUGAUGACAUGGUUCGAGACUUAGAACAGGGUGAUGUCUCUGAGACCGUGCGCAUCUUUUUUGAACAGAGUCAAAGCUUCCCCCCUGCACAUAAGAGUGUCAUGACAAUUCAAGAUGUUGAUGCAGCUCUCACCCAGCUUUCUAAAAUGACCAGGGAAGAAGAUCAACAGAAGGAGCUGCAGGAUAUUGCUUCGAAAUGCACGGCUAAUGACUUGAAAUGUAUUAUCAGGUUGAUUAAACACGACCUACGGAUGAAUUCUGGUGCAAAGCAUGUGUUGGAUGCUCUAGAUCCUAAUGCUUAUGAUGCAUUCAAAGCUUCCCGUAAUUUGCAAGAUGUGGUUGACCGUGUACUGCAGAAUCAACAAGAGUCUGAGCGGAUCCCAGGAAUGAAGAAAACACUCUGCAUUAAGGCCACCCUUUUAACCCCAAUACAGCCAAUGCUGGCUGAAGCCUGUAAAUCAAUUGAAUAUGCUAUGAAGAAAUGUCCAAAUGGAAUGUAUGCAGAGAUCAAAUAUGAUGGUGAGAGAGUUCAAGUACACAAGAAUGGAGACACCUUCCAAUACUACAGCAGAAGCCUGAAACCAGUGUUACCACAUAAAGUUGCCCAUUUUAAGGAUUAUAUUCCCAAAGCUUUUGCUGGUGGUGAUAGUAUGAUUUUGGAUUCUGAAGUUCUGCUGAUUGACACAGUCAGUGGAAAGCCACUUCCUUUUGGAACACUGGGUGUCCAUAAGAAACUUGCCUUCAAGGAUGCUAACGUUUGUCUUUUUGUCUUUGACUGCAUUUAUUUUAAUGGAGUCAGUCUCAUGAAUAGACCGAUUAGUGAGCGAAAGCAAUUCCUUCAUGAUAACAUGGUUGAAAUCCCAAACAGGAUCAUGUUUUCGGAAAUGAAGCACGUAACAAGGGCCUCAGAUCUGGGAGAAAUGAUCAAUCGAGUUAUCAAGGAGGGACUUGAAGGACUGGUACUGAAAGAUGUUAAGAGUCUCUAUGAACCAGGCAAACGUCAUUGGUUAAAAGUAAAAAAAGACUAUCUCAAUGAAGGUGCGAUGGCUGAUUCAGCAGACCUUGUUGUGCUGGGAGCUUUCUAUGGGCAAGGGAAUAAAGGUGGGAUGAUGUCUAUCUUCUUGAUGGGCUGUUAUGAUCCCAAUACAUCACAAUGGUGUACCGUGACCAAAUGUGGAGGUGGCCAUGAUGAUGCAACCCUGGCACGAUUACAGAAUGAACUCGACAUGGUGAAAAUAAGCAAGGAUCCAAGUAAGGUGCCAAGUUGGUUAAAUGUCAGCAAGAAUUACAUACCUGACUUUAUUGUUCGAGAUCCAAAGAAAGCACCAGUUUGGGAAAUCACUGGAGCAGAAUUCUCUAAAUCAGAAGCUCACUCUGCUGACGGGAUAUCAAUCCGGUUCCCGAGGUGCACCCAAAUCCGUGAUGAUAAAGACUGGAAAACUGCAACCAACCUUCUUCAGCUGAAGGACUUGUACAAAGCUUCUAAAAUGACUGAAGGUGCUGAUGUUGUGGUAGUUCCUGAGAAGGAUGAUGAUGAAUGGCCUUCAGGUGGUUCUGGGACUUCUGAUGUGUCAUCGAAACAGACCCCACGUAGUUCAGUCCCUCCCUCCAAAUCACCUGGGAAGAAAAUUAAGAGUGAUGGAGGUAACAGAACCUCCCAUAAAUCGCCGCCUGAAAGUUCAGCAAGAAAGGCAAUGAAGAGAAAGUUGCCAGUAGCAGAGCAGAAUGGAAAGAAGAUCAAGUUGUCCAUAACUGAAAAGAGUAAUGGCUCUUUGCUUUCAAGUCCAUCCACGUCAUCUUCUCCGAACCAGACUUUACUGGACAUAUUUACAGGGGUAAAACUUUAUUUGCCUGCAUCAGCGCAAGACUUCAACAGAAUCUGCCGGUACUUCAUUGCGUAUGAUGGUGACCUGGUUAAAGAGUACGACAUAGCUACAGCAACGCACCUGAUUGGUGAAGUGAAGGAAAAUACAUUUGCCAAACGUGUCUCAGUGAAUUGGAUAUGGGAGUGUAUCAAGAAAAGGCGGCUGGUUCCACCAUUCUGAAAAGUUGCAUUCAAAACAACUCAAAAGGAUAAAACUCUUAAGUUUGAGAUCACCUACUUUUCUGAGAGAUUUUAGAUUUAUAAUCUGCAUCAAGGAAACGAAUGAUAUUAGACAUUGGAAUUCUGAGCGUGUGUCAGGUAUACAACUUGAGACUUGCAUUUGUAAGACAGCCUAUGGAAAGAGGUUCUGCAGGUGCAUUUCUGUCACGUGCUUCUGUUUUUUUUUGAUAUGCCUAACAAUUUCUGCACUGUGGUGCUACACCUGACUCUCUUCAAGGCUAUGAAAGUGUGCAUUCCUGUCCUCAGAUCUAAUGGGAACCUAACUUGCAGAACAGUUGUGGAGAGCCAGUUUCUUGAGUGGUGAUUGACAUUUAACCUGGAGUUGUAUUGAUUUCCUACAAGUAAUAAAAUUAAUGUUUUUGUUCAUGUAUGGUUGAAAUCUAUAGUGCAUCAACUUAAAAGUAAAAUCUCAAAAUAAUUGCAAAUGCUGGAAAUCAGAAACAAAAAUAGCAAAUGCUGGAAAAACUUAGCAGGGGAAGGAACAUCUGUGGGCGACAAAAUGUCAGGUCCUUUGAUCCUUUGUUGUAGAUCCAAAAUAUUAACUGCUUUUCUUUGUACAUUUGCCUGACAAGCUGAGUUUUACCAGCAUUUUUUUGUUUUUGUUUCAAUUUAAACAUAAUAUUUGCAAAUGCCUUUUUCUCUAACUUGACCUCUUUAUUCUUGAGCUUAUGCUGCAAAAUUUACAGGGGACAAAUAUUUGUGGUGAAAUAUAAAGAUAUAUUUCCUCUGAUGCACAGUAAUUGCAGAAUCAGUGUGUCACUGAGGCACUUAAGUUAAAGUUACAUCAAAGUUCUGUUCUCAGCCAAAUGAUAAAUGGAUGUCAACAUCCAUGAGACCAUUGUUCUCCACUGGUGCCAUUCUCUUAUGUGAAUGUCCACACAAAAGAUGUUGUGUUCUUGCUUCCAUAAUGAGGAUAGUUAUUUGGACAAAGCUUUGAUGCAAAUCUAAAUAAUUUCUCCAAUUCCUUUCUAGUUUUUUUUGUUAUAUGCAAUACUUCCUACAUCAUUAUUUCCAUGAAGUGGCCAGGUGAGGGUUUGGAAUGCUGCUGCAGUUUCCACAAUGAUGUUACCUGACCUGUCAGAGAUCUCCUCAAAUCUUUACAAACACUUUGGAUGUUUUUAAAACCUAGUCUUUUGGCGUUAUAUUUUCUCCUUGCCUCUUCCCAUCUUGCAUCUUAGCAAGACGUAAAGUCGUGAGAGGACAAUUCAUUUCUUCUUUGGGGAAAUGUCCAGUUUUCUCAUUUAACUAUGAUUUUUUUUUGUAUCUAAAGAGUUUAUAAAAUAGGAAUGAUUCAUUUGUCGCAAUAUGAAUUAUGUCUUCAUUAACUUUGACAUAUUGAAAAUGUUUUUUGGAUUUCUCAGACUUCAUUUAAUUACUUUUUUUCCAGCUUUUGUAUUGUUCUGUAGAUCAUGUUGUGAAGAAUUGAUGUUGAUACAUCA